AUGCCCAUCCCCAACAAGCACCCCAACAUCGGCCGCUCGCAGAGCUGGGACGCUGCCGGCUGGUACGAAGGCAACUGGGAGAAUGACAACCCCUUCGAGUACCAGAGGCCGCCGGGCCGGAGGAGCUCCCUGACCUACGGCAGCGAGGGCGGGUGGUACGAGCCUCCCCGAGCCAACGAUAUCAUCUUGCAGGGCGGUGCGGAGCUGAAGCAGGAGGUGUACCCGUACCACGAUGCAGCCUUCACCCCUGGGCCCAUCAGGAAGGGAUCCAUCCCCGACUUCGUCUACAGCGACCGGCAGGCAGCCAUGGCAGGCCGGGGCUCCCUGCUGCCCCAGGAUUACUACAGUGACCCGUCCCUGGCUGCCAGGUCACCCAAGGACCCUCGCUGCUACCGCGACCAUGUGGCGAGCAGGCCACUGAUGAGCUACGGGGUGCCCGGCAACCGCAUGUCCUGGGACCAGGCCCCGGGCCGCAUGCCCGCCCCGCCGGAGGCCGCUCGCCUCUACCGGGACCCCAAGAUGGCCCCGGACGGGCAGCGGAUGCGCAGCAGAGACGUCUCCCCGGUGCGCUACGGUGGGGAAGGCCCUGGGCAGCGGUACGCAGCUGAGCCACCCGCCUUUCCCAGCAGGCAAGGCUACGGUGACGGGGCAGAGCGGCCCCCCGAGAUGGCGGGGGGCAGGCAGGCUGCACCCACCUGCUUGGUGGUCGACCCCACCAGCGGCACCAGCGGUGGGUAUGGGCCAGGCCGGGAGAGCACCGGCACCAAAGGCCCCUACGACAGCUAUGAGGCGGCGGCGGUGACCCCUUCCCACCCACCUGCACCCCCCGCCUUCCCUGGGCCAGAGGUGAAAAGAAGCUUUGACCCCGAGUUUGUGGCUCUGCUGCGAGCCGAGGGCGUCUCGGAGAGCACCUUCACUGCCCUUCUACAACAGGGCUUCGACUCCCCCAACCUGCUGGCCAUGAUGGAGGAGAACGACAUCAAGUCAGUGGCUCCCAACCUGGGGCAGGCCCGCGUGCUCUCCCGCAUCGCCCACAACUACAAGGCAGAAAUGCAGCUCCAGAGGCAGGAGCGGAGGAGCGGGGCGCUGCGCCCCAGGACCCGCUCCAACAGCUUCAGCCACCGCAGCGAGCUGAUGGGUGACUACGGGGCACCCCUGGGCUUGGGACCCACCACGGACGGCCCCGGUGCCCCACAACCCCCGCCUCCACUGCAGCCCGUCUCCCCGCGAGCAGGAGAGAUCCACCGCCGGCCCUCCAGCGCCCCGACCCAGCACCUGCUGGAGACCACUGCCUACCCUGCCUCGGCGGGGGCUGCUCAGGGACCACCCUUCCUCCCUGGCUCUGGGUACAACACCCCUCUGCCUUGCACCACGCACUCCCGUCCAGCCUCUGCCUACUCGGCUCCGGCCGGCACUCCCAUGAUGGCGGCCAACCCGCACGUCAGCCCCAAGACCGCCUACUCCACCACCUACACUGUCCCCAUGGAGCUGAUGAAGAGGGAGAGGACAGCAGCAGCGGCGUCACCAGCACCCAGCCCACAUGGCAGCCCACAGCUCCUCCGACGGGGAGGUUUGCCCGGGGAUGGCAGCCUGGCACCCACCGGACCCGUUUUCCCUGCCCAGCUCCCCCCCUAUGCGAAGCUCAGCCGGCGCACGGGGCCACCCGUCAUCGUCUCCACCAUGGCAUCACCUGAAACAAGUAUUCGUCCUCAAAUCAUGAAUGGCCCCAUGCACCCCCGGCCCCUGGUGGCACUGCUGGAUGGCAGGGACUGCACUGUGGAGAUGCCCAUUUUGAAGGACCUGGCAACAGUGGCAUUCUGUGAUGCACAAUCAACUCAGGAGAUUCACGAGAAGGUAUUAAAUGAAGCUGUUGGGGCAAUGAUGUACCACACCAUCACGCUGACUCGAGAAGACCUAGAGAAGUUCAAGGCCUUGCGGGUCAUUGUCAGAAUAGGCAGUGGCUAUGACAACAUUGACAUCAAAGCUGCAGGGGAGCUUGGGAUCGCCGUCUGCAACAUCCCCUCGGCUGCCGUGGAGGAGACGGCCGACUCCACCGUCUGUCACGUCCUCAACCUCUACAGAAGGAACACGUGGCUCUACCAGGCCCUGAGGGAAGGCACCAGGGUGCAGAGUGUGGAGCAGAUCCGGGAGGUGGCCUCUGGUGCUGCCCGCAUCAGGGGGGAGACGUUGGGGCUCAUCGGCUUCGGUCGCACUGCUCAGGCUGUCGCCGUUCGAGCCAAGGCCUUUGGCUUCAACGUCAUCUUUUAUGACCCAUACCUGCAGGAUGGGAUUGAGAGGUCCCUUGGUGUCCAGAGGGUCUACACACUCCAGGACCUGCUCUAUCAGAGUGACUGUGUCUCCUUGCACUGUAACCUUAAUGAACACAACCACCACCUUAUCAACGACUUCACGAUCAAGCAGAUGAGGCAGGGAGCAUUCCUGGUGAACACAGCCCGUGGGGGGCUGGUGGAUGAGAAGGCCUUAACCCAAGCCCUGAAGGAGGGACGGAUACGAGGGGCUGCGCUCGACGUGCACGAGUCUGAACCCUUUAGUUUUGCUCAAGGCCCUUUGAAAGAUGCCCCUAAUUUAAUCUGCACUCCCCACACAGCGUGGUACAGCGAGCAGGCAUCCCUGGAGAUGAGAGAAGCUGCAGCUACCGAGAUCCGGCGUGCCAUCACAGGGCGCAUCCCAGACAGCCUAAGGAACUGCGUGAAUAAGGAAUUCUUUGUCACAACAGCCCCGUGGUCAGUAAUAGAUCAGCAAGCAAUUCAUCCAGAGCUCAAUGGUGCCACGUACAGGUAUCCCCCUGGGAUGGUGACUGUGGCACCAGGAGGAAUCCCAGCAGCCAUGGAAGGCAUCAUUCCCGGCGGCAUCCCCGUGACCCACAACCUUCCCACAGUGGCACAUCCUUCCCAAGCUCCAUCUCCCAACCAGCCCACAAAACACGGGGACAACAGGGAACAUCCCAACGAGCAAUAGCAGAUAAUUUAAACAUAAAUAACAGAUAAAAGGCAUUCAAUAAACUCGGGACCAAGAGACAUUGGAAAA
Molecule: messenger RNA, 3048 nt
Organism: Calypte anna (Anna's hummingbird)
Lineage: Eukaryota; Metazoa; Chordata; Aves; Apodiformes; Trochilidae
Gene: CTBP2
Product: C-terminal binding protein 2
Exons: 9
Coding region: 1-2979 (992 amino acids)
Molecular function (GO): oxidoreductase activity, acting on the CH-OH group of donors, NAD or NADP as acceptor; transcription corepressor activity; NAD binding
Source: RefSeq, a predicted model, not a curated record